This is a messenger RNA of Anoplophora glabripennis (Asian longhorned beetle), 2700 nucleotides long. Its product is annotated as zinc finger protein 90 homolog. The record is from RefSeq and is a predicted model, not a curated record. Gene Ontology annotation, cellular component: nucleus. Gene Ontology annotation, molecular function: zinc ion binding. Bases 66 to 1811 code for a protein of 581 amino acids. The transcript has 3 exons. Lineage: Eukaryota; Metazoa; Arthropoda; Insecta; Coleoptera; Cerambycidae.
GACAAUUUGACAAUAAAAAUAAAUAUCAAUAAGUUCCAAUGAUACUUAUUGGAAAAUAAUCACAAAUGUCCGGUUAUAAAAGAGUCAGCUUUUAUGAAUUAUGUAGAUUGUGUGCCUCUAAUAGUCAAAAAGAAAAGACACAUAUCUUCCAAGAAGAAGGGCGAAAAAUACAAUUACAAAAUAAGAUACAAACUUGUUUGGCAUUGACGGUGAACGAAAAUGACUUUCUACCGAAAGUUGUUUGCUCCAAAUGUCUGCGAAAUUUGGAAACCUGUUUUGGUUUUCGACAAGAGUGCGUUAGGUCAGAAUCCAUGCUCUCUACAUAUUUUAAAAAUUUUAGAUAUACGGAAGACUUUAAGAAGUCUGGGAAGGUGUACAUAAAAGACAUAAAACCGCAACCUCCUCCUCCUCCUCCGGUGCAGCAAAAUCCGGAGAUAUCGACAUCAAGUAAUGUCACGUCAAGUAACAUAGCAAAUGCAAAUCUGACUCCAAGCAAUCUAACACCAGUAACUCCAAUUUCUACAUCAAAUCCAAACAUCAUAACUAUAAACAAGAAUCAGGGUCAACCCAUGGAACAAAUUCCUGUCUACACCUUACAACUUCCCACUAUUGUUUCAAAUCCUAACCUAAAUGGCAUUAAAAACCAAAAAACCGACAUUAUAGAAAACAGACUAUCGUCACAGUUGGCACAGAACCAGUUCGCUUACAAUCUAAAUUUAAUGAACACGACUGCCAUUAAAACAAACCUGCCGAAAAACGAGAUGCUGAGCAACGUCGUGGUUAACGCCAACGGUGAAGUUAUUAACAUCGCCCAAAUGGGCGAUUUUGAAACAAUUCUAAAUCAGGGUAACGUAGUGAAGAGUAAGUAUAAAACUUUGAAACGAUCGAAGGAUAGGAUGGAAAAUUGUACGCAGGACGACAAUAUUGUAAAAAUUGAUCUAACCGAUUCGAGUAACGUUUCCCCUGUGUACGAAAUAGAACAAAAUGCAAAGUACGAUAAAUUACCCCAUAUAAAAACUACCCAGAAUCAACCCAACAAAUAUACCUAUUCUUUAAAACUGGACGAGAAAACUCAAAAUCAGAAUCCAACGGUUAUUUUUCCCAUAUCCGAAUACAAUCAAACUUUUAAUAAUUUUACAAACAACAACGCCACACAGUCGAAUAUGAAUAUAGCCACUAGUAGUAACAGUAUUUCUACAAAUUCAAACGUCAUAUGCAACACGGGGACAAACGUCGAGAACUCUGCCAUAAACAUAAACCUCUUAAGCCAAAGCAUGCAGGAAAUGACACAGGUCGGAUUCACAAACGUCAUUUCCAAUACAAAUGCUAACGUCUUGAGCAGCCCCAACGAAAGUGAUAAUAAAAUUAACGUACAAGUAAACACCGUAACGGACAAUAACAAUACGACUAACACCAGUGCAAAUACGACACCCGUGAAGGUGCACGUGUGCGAAAUAUGCCAAAGGGGUUUCAAGAGACGGGAACACCUCUACCAGCACGUUAAGCUGCACACGGGGUUCCGACCUUACAUCUGCGAGAGCUGCAGUAAGGCGUUUAUGAGGAAAGAGCACCUGCUCAGGCACAGCACCUUGCAUUCGGGCCAGAAGAAUUUCACUUGUAACAUAUGCGACAAGAGCUUCUCGAGAAACGACAAUCUCCUGAAACACAAGAAGACCCACGAGAAGCAGUCGAGUUACGUGUGCGAGAUAUGCCAGAAGCACUUCGUUAUGAAGCAUUAUUACAACGCCCACAAGUUGACGCAUGGUGACAAGUGCUACGUUACUUCCGUUUGGGGUAUGCUGAAGACAUAAUGUCGUUUCUUAUCGUUUUGUAUAAUAAAGUGCGGGUUUCUUGCUUUUUUGUACAGUUUUUUAAUAAUAUUGGGGGUAAGAAGUAAGAACAAAUCUAGUCAAGAAUACUUUAACUAUUGUCAAAAUAAAAUAGUAUAUUUUCAUGUUUGGGAAUAGAAUAUUGAAAGUUUUUCGCAAAGAUAAUCAAUCUUAUUUGUUUUUUUAGUGAAAAUUUGUUUUAAUAAUUUUAUUUAAAUUUUAGAAUUUUAAUUGUUUAAAAAAAGCAAGGAACUGAUUGGAAAACUGGAAUAUCCUAUGUAACUGAGAAUUAUUUUCUACUACAAAACGCCUUAGCAGGGCUCGGUAUUAAAUUUUGUAUUGAGAGGACCAAAAUAAAAACUAGCGAUUUUUAUUAAAAAUUUAUAAACGCAAAAUUUAAAUGUUUGUACAACCAAGCCAGAAAUCGACAAUAGAUCUUUACUUGUAGAAUUGUUUGUUUUCUGUGAUUUAAUUUUUUUAUCAUUAUAAUGGGAUUUUUCAGUUUUACGAGAAAAUUUAUAUUGUACAUAUACAUUUUAUUAUUUUCAAAGUGGUUUUUUAUAGUGAUCUACCAAAUAGAAAUCUCCUUAAUAAUAUUCACUAUCAAUUAUAUGUAUAUUAUCAUGGAGUGACUAUUUGGUGCCAGUUAGCUUAUUUUUAUUAUUUAUUUAUUGAAAAAGUACAAAGUUUAUUUAUUCUAGAUUACUUGUAGUAGCUUAGCAGCUAGUAUUAUACUUUUUAUCUUUUAGUGGCCAUAUUUUUAUUUUAUAUAAUUUAUUUAUUUUAAAUUAUUUUAAUAGCAGCAUAACUAAAUUUCAGCAGUUUUAAAAACUGAAAGUCUACAAAACUGAGAUUACAUAAUCUAGUCAAU